Onthophagus taurus is the source of this 2251-nucleotide messenger RNA. RefSeq names its product XK-related protein 7. Gene Ontology annotation, cellular component: membrane. Lineage: Eukaryota; Metazoa; Arthropoda; Insecta; Coleoptera; Scarabaeidae. The record is from RefSeq and is a predicted model, not a curated record.
UCACUUUAUAGAAUGGUAACUGGUAACUUUAGUCACGGAAUUUCUGAGUAACAGUGGUCAACAACUGUCAUAAGAUAUCCCACGAAGGAAUUCGAAAGAAUUCUUCCGCAUUAACUGAAAUAGUUCACAAUAAUUCAAGUGAAUCAAGUGAAAAUCUAAACAUUACGUACAUUUUUAAUUAGAAAUGUUGAUUAUAUCAAAAAAAGUUUCGCUCUGCUACUGGUGAUUGCAAUACAACCAAAAAAAAAAGAAGAAGAAAUGUCUGGAGGUUAGGAAUGCGGGCUCUAUGCCAUCUCUAUACCUUUUGGUAAAACUACCCGGAAUGAUGUAAUGGAAGAAAAAUUGACCAAGAGAUGGCAGAAUUCUUGCCACUAUGCGACUUAUUAUUUAAUGUUGUCUCCCUUGCAGUAUAUUUUUGCGACUUUGUUUUUGAUAUAUUAGUUAUUUAUGCGUUAUAUGAAAAAGAACUGUUUAUAGUCUUCGCACAAUGCCUCACAAUGGUCUUUUUAUCGACAAUAAUCUCCCAAAUAUUAAGUUUACGUUGGUAUUUAUCAAGAAAAAAAACUACAGUUAACAAACCAAUUCUUGCAUUUAUCCAUGUAAUACAAUUAGGAGUAUUAUGGAGAUACACAAGAUUACUUGCUCCUAUACAAUUAUCUAGUGUAAAACAAGAUGUUCGUGAUUUAUGUAUACUCCGAUUAUUACAUGGAUUUAUUCAAGCUGCUCCAAUGCUACUUUUACAAUUAAGUUUAUUAUCAGAAAAAUCUGAAAUGAUACCAUCAAGAGAUUUAAUCAUUGUUUCAGCUACACUGUCUUUAUUUUCAAUUUGUUGGUCAUUAGCUUCGUUUAGUAAACAUGUUCAAAGUGUUGAAAGAUUUGUUUUAACUUGGUUAGGUGUAAUUUCACAGUUAUUAUGGAGAGCUGGAACUGUAACAUCUCGAGCGUUAGCUUUAGCAGCAUAUGCGGCAUCUUAUAAAUCAUGGAUCUUCCUUGUUUUAGCUUUACAUUGGACAUGUAUGUUUUUAUGGUUAAUUUCACCCAAAAGUGCUUAUCAUGGACAAAAAGGUUCUCGAUUAGGAAUUUGCGUAUUAAUAGCUGCAAUAUAUAUCUUAGCAUAUAUUAAUUUCCAAGAUAAACCCCACACACGAACAAUGACAGUUUUCUACAUUGUAAUGUUAAUGGAAAAUUCGCUUCUCAUAACAGCAUGGAUGGCUGCAAUUUGGUCAUCACCUCCAAUUAAUUGGGAAUUAAUACCAAUUUUAACACUUGUGUUAUUUAUGGUUGGUAUAUUUUUUAUGUUGAUUUAUUAUCGGUUUUUUCACGUGAGACGAUUAAUGGAUAAACCAUCAACUCCUCCGGGUGUGUUUAAUUGUCGGUUUGCAAAUCCAACGGCUGCUGCUUUGUAUCGAAAGAAAAAGAAGCCUACGAGUUUUGUUCCUCCUCCUGGUUUAACUCCGGUACCGUUUUGGAGGCGUCCUUUGCCUUCAUCAAGUGAAAAUGAAGGGAGCAGUGUGGGUUCUAGGGUGAAUAUUCAUCAAAAACUACAGGAAAAGAAACAGAAACAAUUAGCGGAGUUGAAAAUUAUUGAGGAAGAAAUUAAACAAGGUAAAUUAGUAGGACCUGAAGCUGGCGAUCCAGACGACCGUCAACCUAUCCCCAGAGCUAAAAGACAUGUAGAACCUCAAUUAAUUAGUUUAGCAUCAUUAAACAACCUAGCAAGUUAUGGUGUAAAUUUGAAUCGAAGACCACCACCAAGAGCACCAACUCGUAGUCGUACUCCCGAAUUAUUAUUAGCCCCGCGUUAUCUUUACUGUGAUUGUGUUGUCCCUGAACCGGCGGAACCUGUUGAAAUAACCGCGCCACCAACAACUUCCGAUAUUGAAAGUCAAAUUUCAUUACCGCGAUCGUAUACACUUCCACGGGAAUUUAAGUAUUAUAGAAGAGGGAGGUCCCGGAAACCUAUACAUCCGGUUCCUUCUACGAAUAGUAGUGAUGGUGAUGUUGACUCUGCCGAUGAUGAGUCUGAUUAUCAAACGCCUCCGGUGGUUGUAAAGCAAUUAAGGCGGCCAUUCCGACAUGAAACUAAAUUGUAAUUUGUAAGAAAUUGUAUUAUUAUUGAUAUAUUGGGAUUUAAAAUGAUUGUGAUUUAUUCAUUGGGUUGGUAAUAUAACCUGAGAUGAUUCAAUAUUAAAACAUUUUCAAAUUUAAUAAACUGAAAAAGAAUUUACCAUUUCUUUUAGUUCACAAUUAU